Molecule: messenger RNA, 861 nt
Organism: Oppiella nova
Lineage: Eukaryota; Metazoa; Arthropoda; Arachnida; Sarcoptiformes; Oppiidae
Source: the annotation of a GenBank genome assembly
AUGAGUGGCGCGAGUCCUGCGAAUGAGGUUUGGGAUGGAAAGGGAGUUGUAGUGAUCCGAGCACUUGUGGUGGUGGUAGUGGUGGUACAGAUUUCUAGUUUUCUGAAACGUCUAGUGGCCAUGCGCCAGCCAUUUGUCUUAACGCGGAGUGUGGUUGUAUGGCUUUCCCCUUAUCAAACGCCGUUCCCAAGUCUUAAUCUCAGCCGUAAUGCCACAAACCUGUAUCCAGAAUACAUGGCCCAUCGGGUGCCACAGAUUUUCACGGAGAUUGAUGUGUGGAUUAGAAAGAGAGAAACCUCCGGUGCGAACGAGUCAGACAACUAUCUAAUACACAGACCAUACCAUCCCCAUCAUCUGUUUCACUUGCUUGAUGUGAGGUAUGGCGUGGAGGGGGCUGUGCGGCAACGGUUUGAGAGUCUGGCGCGACUGGCCUUCGAGCACGGGAUGCGAGUCAAUGAGUUGGCCGCCUGUGAUGUCCCCAAACCACAGCUCGUCUACUUCAAAGACCCCAAUAAAGUAUACCUUCCGAGAGCAACACUACUGCACCGGUGCAGUGAUCUGACCGGUUGUUGUCCGCACUCCACCCACACAUGUAUGGCAUUGGAGACCAAAACGGUGGACCUAUUCUUCUACACAAUUGUCUUAAAACCAAAUCAUCUAAACCCAAGAAAAGUGUCACAAAUGCAAAACAUCGACAGAAUUACAUUCGCUAACCACACGAAGUGCGGGUGCCGUAUGCGGUCUGAAUACAUGCCCCCACCGGACACUGGCUAUGAUUUGGGACUCGAGUAUAAACACAUGUAUCAGUCGUCACCUAAUCUCUACAAUAAUUACAACAAUCUAACAAAUUAUAUCAAUUAA